AUGGCAAUCAACGAGAAGACUGCGACCGAGCCUCCAAACAAAACAUUCGAUACUAUUCUGGUGCUUGACUUUGGUAGCCAAUACUCCCAUUUGAUUACCCGACGACUGCGCGAACUCAAUGUCUAUUCUGAAUUACUGCCCUGCACGGCCAAGGUACUCGAACUCUCGUGGAAACCAAAGGGAAUCAUCCUCUCUGGUGGACCGUAUGCGAUCUAUGAAAAAGGUGCUCCAACCGUUGAUCCAGCUGUUUUCGAACUCGAUGUUCCGAUCCUCGGCAUCUGCUACGGCCUUCAAGCAAUCGCCUGGCAUUUCGCAGGGAAUGUUGUGGCAGGAGAGAAGCGUGAGUACGGACAUGCAAAGCUUGAUGUCAAGCAGCAUGAAGGAGCAGCAGUCCAUGUCGAUCGCCUGUUUUCAGGGCUCGGAAGCGAGCUAGAGGUUUGGAUGAGUCACGGCGACAAGCUCUCACAUCUCCCCCAAUCUUUUUUGACGAUUGCCACAACAUUCAAUGCCCCGUGUGCCGGUAUAGCACACGAGACAAAGCCCUAUUUCGGUAUACAGUUCCACCCAGAGGUCACCCACACUCCUCGAGGGACGGAGCUACUCGGGAACUUUGCCGUGAACAUAUGCGAGGCCAGGCAGCAUUGGACGAUGGAUGAGUUUGUGGGAAAGGAGAUUGCAAGGAUACGGGAUUUGGUUGGGAAAAAGGGCCAAGUCAUCGGCGCUGUAUCUGGGGGAGUUGAUUCCACUGUGGCUGCAAAGAUCACACAUGAAGCAAUUGGCGAUAGGUUUCAUGCGGUUUUAGUGAACAACGGGCUCCUACGACAUAACGAAGUGGAGGAUGUACAAAAAACGCUUACAGAAUCACUUGGUAUACAACUGACAGUGGUGGAUGCAAGCCAGCGCUUUCUGGAUCAAUUAAUUGGUGUAGUUGACCCAGAGCAGAAGCGGAGGAUAAUCGGAAGAAAUUUCAUCGAAGUCUUCCAGGAAACGGCUAAGAAGAUGGAAGAAGAAGCCAAAAACUCGUCCAAAGCCGGCGACAUCGAAUGGCUGCUACAAGGAACUCUGUAUCCUGACGUAAUUGAAAGCAUAGCAUUUCGAGGCCCGUCUCAAACCAUAAAAACACACCAUAAUGUGGGCGGUUUACCUGCGGUAAUGGGUCUCAAACUUAUCGAGCCUUUAAGAGAGUGCUUCAAGGAUGAGGUACGAGAGUUGGGGAUGAAACUCGGUAUACCAGAAAAUCUUGUCUGGCGGCAUCCAUUUCCAGGCCCUGGACUUGGCGUUAGGGUUAUUGGGGAAGUCACAGAAAGCCAGUUACGGAUCGUUAGGCAGGCCGACAAGAUUUUCCUCGACGCCAUUGAAAACGCAGGCUUGUACACCAGCAUUUCCCAGGCUUUUGCCGCGAUUCUGGGUGGAGUAAGAGCGGUUGGAGUUGUAGGUGACCAGAGAUCAUAUGAGCAAUGCAUAGUUCUGCGGGCUGUUGUUUCCAAAGACUUCAUGACGGCAGAGGCGUACUGCUUUCCAAUGGAUUUUGUAAGGGACGUGGCAACGACAAUAUGCAACGAAGUGAGGGGUGUGUCCAGGGUUUUCUACGAUGGCGAGUUAUAA
Molecule: messenger RNA, 1605 nt
Organism: Letharia lupina
Lineage: Eukaryota; Fungi; Ascomycota; Lecanoromycetes; Lecanorales; Parmeliaceae
Exons: 15
Coding region: 1-1605 (534 amino acids)
Biological process (GO): GMP biosynthetic process
Cellular component (GO): cytosol
Molecular function (GO): GMP synthase activity; GMP synthase (glutamine-hydrolyzing) activity; ATP binding
Source: RefSeq, a predicted model, not a curated record